GAGGAGACUCCGACAAGGAAAGGAAGCGUAAGCGAAGAAGUGAAUGACUACUAGUGGGAUAAGUCAGCAACACCGCCCUGUUGGCGGACAUCUACCGCGGCGGACACGCUUGUUACGGCUUUUAAAUGUAGAGGUUGUAGGUGGAACCAAGUGCGCACCGUUAUUUAUCUCGAGUGGGGGACUCCUCGUUGGCACAGAUGGACAGCGUGCAGGCUGUCGCUGAGGACGGCGCGUCGGAUGGAGGCGCGACCAAGUUAAUGAAGAAGCCCAGCGGACUGCCUGUCGCCCGGGGGACUCCGGCGGGUGAUGGCGGUGGACGCUCGGCAGCCUCCCGCGUAGAGGCGAAGACCGGGAACAGCCUGCCUCACUGCGCCUCUUCUAGUGCGUCAAACCGAGCUGUGGCUGUGUCUAAUGGCCGGGGCUCGUCCAGCAACUCCGGCUCCCUCCUGUUGAGACGGAGGCGCUUGAAGAGGAACCUCUCCGCCGCCGCCGCCGCAGCUGCAGCAGCCACCGCCGCCGCCUCCUCCACCUCCUCCACCUCCGCUGUCACCGCCGCCUGCGGCGCCAAGAUGAACUCGGCCCUGUCCUCUGCGUCGCUACACACCCGGAGUCUGGACAGGAAAACCCUGCUGAAGCAGCGGCAGAACAUGCAGCUGCAGCCCGCGGAUCGCGAGUGGGUGAGAGCGGACCUCCACCGGGGCUCCAUACACGUCCACGAGAGACUCACGCCCUCGUACCCCAGGCCGGUUCUGUGCACUAUGGACGCCACGGCCGGCGAGGUGGCGCUCCGACUGAGCAAACUCUGCGGUAAGUCGAGCUCCGUAGUGCGCAUUUUUUGCAAAGAUAACCCCAAGACUGACCAAAAUGGCAACUGCAAUGUGAAGUACGAUUACAAGGUGAACGAAGACUCUGGCAUGAAAUGUAGCCGCCUGACCCCGCUGGACGCCGCGGAGCUCAGGGGCCGUCCGGGCGACCGGCUGAGGCUGCUGCUCAUGGAGGAUGAAGAAGACCAGAGGCAGAAGCAACAGGACGUCGACGGGAAACUUUUCACCCCGGAGUCGGAGUCACAAGACAACAUCACCUGCUCCCUGUCGGAUUUAAACUCAAACUCGAACAUGGAUACCCCCAACGACGACGACGACGACGACGACUCGGAGCACAGGAACUGUUUGGACAGCUAUGGAUUAAACUCCGGCUCGGACGUGGAGAGCAGCGCCUUCGAUGACCUGAGCUCCGGGGCCCGGCUCAGCGAGCACAGGGACUCCCUCAGCGACGACAUGGUGCUGGGCACGGAGGCGUCCAUCCUCAGCCCCUCGUUUGACAGCGCCACGGAGGGCCACGACAUGUACGGCAGCUCCUCGGACGAGCUGGACCUGGACUGUCCUGCGUCGGGCGCCGGCAUGGACAGCAUCUCUCAGCAGCAGCAGCAGCAGCAGCACCACGCCAAUGGGACCGGCGCUGUCACUGCCAACUACAAGCAGCGCGACGUCGGGCAUUUAAGCAACAUGACAACCGACCUGAGAGCAGAGGGCAGACUCAACCCGCGCAGUCUGGGCAGCCUGCCACCCAGCAGCAGCGCCGGCUCAUUGUCGAGAGCCUGUUCUACAGGUACUCCACCUGAUAGCCUGGACCCGGACGGUGGCCGAGGUGCUGCACGGUCCGUCCUCCUGACAGCAGGCCACAAUGGAGACUCCUGUGACUCCAGCCCCAUGCUGUACGUUCAGAUGCACGGCGAGGCUGUCAGGAGGCUCAGCCCGGACGAGAGGCCUCUGCAGAUCCAGAACGACUUUCUCUUCAAGCUUGGAUUUAAGGACCCGUGGAGAGUUCAAGAAGAAGGGCUCAACACGGAAAUUGGCUCCUUGUUACGCUUCUAUGCAGGGAAGCCCCAAAGCAUCGAGAACUCAGAGCGGGUCCAGCUGUCAGGGACAUACAACGUUCGGAAAGGGAAGCUCCAGCUGCCGGUCAACCGCUGGACCAGACGGCAGGUCAUCCUGUGCGGCACCUGCCUCAUCGUCUCCUCUGUCAAGGAGAGCCAGACGGGGAAGAUGCACAUCCUGCCGCUCAUUGGAGGAAAAGUGGAGGAGGUGAAGAAGCACAACCACUGUUUGGCUUUCAGCUCGGCGGGUCCUCAGAGCCAAACCUACUACGUCAGCUUCGACAGCUUCACGGAGCACCUGCGCUGGCACAGACACGCUGCCAAGAUGGUGUCCCAGAGGAUCAACUCGGUAGAUCUGUCGUGCUGCAGCUUGGAACAACUUCCCCCCAACCUCUUCUACAGCCACGACCUCACCCACCUCAACCUCAAACAAAACUUCCUGCCUGCAGAUCAGCGGCUGCAGCAGCUGCAGAGAUUUUCUCGUCUGCGAAGCCUCAACCUGUCCAACAACCACCUCGGUCAGUUCCCCCUGGCUAUCUGUGACAUCCCCACGCUGACAGAGGUCAACCUCAGCUGCAAUUACCUAACCUGUGUCCCCAGCUCUGUGGGAGCCAUGACCAAUUUGCAGACUUUCCUGUUGGAUGGCAACAGUCUAGACGAGCUGCCCGGUGAGCUGGGCUCCCUCCAGAGGCUGAGCUACUUGGGCCUUUCCUUCAACCAGUUCAAUCACGUGCCACAGGUGCUGGAGCAGUUAGCCUCCAUGGAGAAGCUGUGCAUGGCUGGAAACAGCCUAGACACACUCACCCUGCAGAAUUUCCGACUGCUCCGUGUCAAACACAUCGAUCUGAGGUUGAAUAAGAUCUCCAGCAUGGUGCCAGAUGAGCCGGACCUGCUGAGGCACGUAACCCAGCUGGACGUGAGGGACAACAGGCUGACGGAGCUGGACGCCUCGGUCUUCCCCAGACUGGAGGUGCUUCACUGCGAGAGGAACCGCAUCGCCUCUCUCAAGGCCAAGGGUUGCUUGCUCAAGGGCAUCUACGCCUCCAACAACGAGCUCCGGCAACUGGAUGUCAGUCCUGUGCCCUCCAAUCUUAGUUACAUGGACAUCUCGAGGAACCAUAUGGAGUCCCUGCCAGACUGGCUGUGCGAAGCUCAGAAACUGGAAGUUCUGGACCUGAGCCACAACCUCAUCACUGAGCUCCCGGCGCGGUUGUUCUGCAGCAACAGUCUGAGGAAGCUGAGUGCAGGACAUAACCAGUUGCAGAAGCUUCCUGAAAGAGUGGAGCGCCCUCUGCUGGAGGUUUUGGACAUACAGCACAAUCAACUGGUGGAGCUGCCCUGCAACCUGUUCCUCAAAUCUGACAGUUUACGUUGCGUAAAUGCGUCAGCCAAUAAGCUGGAGCACCUGCCACCAUCCAGCCUAUCAGAGGAGAGCCACAGCAUCCUACAGGAACUCUACCUGACCAAUAACCGGCUGACGGAUAAGUGUGUUCCCCUGCUAACGGGCCACACACACCUUCGUGUUCUGCACAUGGCCUACAACCAUCUCCAGACCUUCCCGGCCAGUAAAAUGGCCAAGUUGGAGGAGCUGGAGGAGGUGGACCUGAGCGGAAACAUGCUGAAGACUGUGCCCACCACCAUCAUGAAUUGCCGGCGAAUGCACACGCUCAUCGCCCACUCCAACGCCAUCGAGGUCUUCCCCGAGGUCAUGCAGCUGAUGGAGAUGAAAUGUGUGGAUCUGAGCUGUAACGAGCUGAGUGAGAUCACACUACCUGAGAAUCUGCCUCCCAAGCUUCAGGAGCUGGACCUGACUGGAAACCCUCGUCUCAACCUGGACCACAAGACCCUCGAGCAGCUCAAUAACAUCCGCUGCUUCCGUAUCGAUCCGCCUCCAACCUUUUCGUCCAACGAGGCAUCUGGUGGGCCUGCUGUGUGGAGUCAUGGGUACACAGAGGCCUCAGGCGUCAAGAAUAAACUGUGUGUCGCAGCUCUCUCAGUAAACAGUUUCUGCGGGAGUCGUGAGGCUCUGUAUGGUGUGUUCGAUGGGGACAGGAACGUGGAGGUGCCCUACUUGUUGCAGUGCACAAUGAAUGACGUGUUGGCGGAAGAGAUUCACAAAACCAAGAGCGAGGAGGACUACAUGACCAACACUUUCCUCGUCAUGCAAAGGAAACUGGGAACUGCGGGGCAGAAACUGGGCGGCUCAGCGGCUCUGUGCCACAUUCGCCACGACCCCACCGACCCCGGUGGCUGCUUCACCCUCACAGCUGCUAACGUGGGCAAGUGCAAGGCCAUCCUGUGCCGCGACGGAAAGCCUCUAUCGCUGUCGCUGCUUCAAAAUGUGGGACUCGAGGAGGAAUACCGCCGGAUCAGGCAACACAGGGCUAUCAUCACCGAGGACAACAAGGUGAAUGGCGUGACCGAUUCUACACGAAUUAUGGGCUACUCCUUCCUCUACCCAUCCGUCAUCCCUUGUCCCUACGUGCAGACAGUCACUCUCACCCCCCAGGACGAGUUCUUCAUUUUGGGUAGCCGGGGCCUGUGGGAUGCCGUGUCUCCCACCGAGGCUGUGGAGGCAAUACGAAACGUCCCCGAUGGCCUGGCCGCCGCUAAGAAGCUGUGCACGCUGGCUCAGGGCUACGGCUGCACCGACAGCCUCAGCGCUGUUGUGGUGCAGCUCAGUGUGAGCGAGGACUGCUGCUCCUGCUGCUGUUCCGAGCCUCCCCAGCCUCCUCCCAGCCCCGGCUUGGGCCCCUACCCGCCGUCGUCCUCCUCCAUCAAGGAGCGGCCCUCAGACGGCUCCCUGCCUGUGCCGCCUUCCUCCUGCAGUGAAAUCAGCAGUGAGAUCAGUACCAGCGAGAUGAGCAGCGAGGUGGGAUCCACAGCCUCAUCCGACGAGCCGCCGCAGAGCUCCCUGUUGCUGCUGCACGAACAGCCCCACCAUCCGCACCUCCACCUGCACCAGCAGCCCCACUCGCUGUCACUCCAGCACCAGCAGGCAAACACAACCACCCACCCCUGCCAGUACCUGUUCCCAGGAUCAGAGCUGCCCUCUGCCCGCAGCUGCUGUGCCCUCCAUCCCGCCUGCUUAGCGAGCUCCUUCCAGAGGCAACUGUCUAGCGCUACCUUCUCCAGCGCCCUGUCCGACAACGGGCUGGACAGCGAGGACGAGGAGCCCAUCGCUGGGGUUUUCUCUAAUGGGAGCCGUGUGGAAGUAGAGGCAGACGUCCACUGCCUCAAAGCAGAGUCCUCCUCCUCCUCCUCGUCACCCCAAACAUCUUUACCCUCAUCUUCCAGCCAGGAGCGGACCAUGCUGGCUCUCCCCCCACCUCCUCCACCGCCAUGCACCCCGGAGCCCUUUGAGGAAGGGAUCGACAUGAGCCCCGGUGAGAUUGAGAACGGGCUGGAGAGAGAUGAGUCUUGGCAGACAGUCGGAGCAGGAGGUGGGGAUGGGGGAAAGUCGGCAGGCAAGAGGAGGGUCAAUGGGUCGGUGGCACGCCAGGAGAAGAGUCACAACCUUAUUGAGGUGGCCGCUGACGCCCCCUCAAAGAAGUCCGGAGGCUACUUCACAGCUCCAGCCCAGCCCGACCCAGAUGACCAGUUCAUCAUCCCGCCUGAGCUGGAGGAGGAGGUGAAGGAAAUCAUGAAGCAGCAUCAGCAGAAACAGCAGAAGCCGCCUGGGACUGAUCAGCCCACAGACUACUACGACACCCCCCUCUGAACAACACCACCACCACCACCAACUACAGCCUCAUCUCCAUCCCAGCUGCAGCAUGCACUGAAGCCGACUGCACCAUCCACCUAACCAGUUUGAUUUCCCGUAUAUGGACACAAACAAAUGAGUUUCCUUCAGAGGCUGUACAAUGCACAUGAAAAAAGUUGGAUCAAACUUUUUCUAAACAGCCUCCCUCGCUCUACACAGCCUCAUCAUUGAAGAACCAUGCACUGUAACGUGAUCCACACAUUUUUUACCCAAGCAACUCAUAGAUUAAAACAAGCAAAUGAGCCCUUUAAUGACACACAACCCUUUUGACACAGCUCCUGGUGUCCAUGGUUGUGCCCUUCUCACUGACUGUGGAACGUUGUUUUUACAUUAGACAACCAGCUGAGUAUGUAAUCAACACUAGUCUCUUUGCAAUAGCAUUAGCUCGCCACAACACUUGUUAAUAUGGAUAACAAUUCCAUGGUUUGUUUGUUUGUUUUGUAAGAACUUACCAUAUCUUUUAAUGUGAAAGCAGUGAAGUUGCUGAAAGAACUUUUUAAAACAGAGACUCAUAAUCUUUUUAUUAUCAGUGAACUAUGUCGAAAUGGUACACCAGUAAUACCACACUUAACUGUUGUAGAUAGGGCACUUAAAUACUGUAUUUCUUCAGUAAAUCAUGGCUCUUGGCCUGUAAAAUGGCAUAGAAAUUUUUUGUAGAAAUUUGAAAUACUAACUCCUAGGAGUUGCAUACUCUUUAUGGUGACACAGUCACUUUUACUAAUCUUCUCUGAGAGAAAAGGUGAUUUUUUUUUUUUUUCCAAUGAUUGUAAAUAAGAGAAAUGUUGUAUACUGAUGCUUUUAAAGGAACUACGUACCUGUAUGUCGGUGAAGGUUUUAGUGGAGGGGAGGACGUAAGGUUCACCAAGAAUUUGCUGUUUCGGAGGUGACACACACCCACCCCCUUUAUCUUACAACGUUGACCCACAAAUACUACAUGCACACACAUACACACACGUAGAAAUGUAUUUGUGCAAUUACAGGUCAGAAAACCCAACAUUCCAUGCAAUAUACCUACACAAAGUUGCCAUGGUUUGCUCCACUUUGUUUGAGUGUGAUGUCCUGUAGUCAUCACUGUAUCUAAUGAACACUAAUAGACAGAUCUUUGCAUGCACACUUGCAUGCACGCACAUACACACAUACAAGGACACUCACACAUAAUAUUAGUCCCACCUCCCUCCUACAGUAACUGUUAUCACCGGCAUGACUGUGUCAAGUUCAGUAAUACAAACAAAUAUAUCCACAUGGAAAAGAGACAACACAGAUG
Anoplopoma fimbria (sablefish) is the source of this 6903-nucleotide messenger RNA. It is a transcript of the gene phlpp1, whose product is annotated as PH domain and leucine rich repeat protein phosphatase 1. Lineage: Eukaryota; Metazoa; Chordata; Actinopteri; Perciformes; Anoplopomatidae. Gene Ontology annotation, molecular function: protein binding. The record is from RefSeq and is a predicted model, not a curated record. The transcript is spliced from 17 exons. The coding region runs from base 198 to 5597 and encodes 1799 amino acids.